UAAAGUAUAUACAACUCAUGUUUCCUACUUAGAAAUCUACAAUGAAUGUGGUUAUGAUCUGCUGGACCCAAGACAUGAGGCCUCCAGAAUGGAAGAUUUGCCAAAAGUGACAAUAAUGGAAGACUCUGAUCAAAACAUCCAUCUGAAAAACUUGUCUCUUCAGCAAGCAACCAAUGAGGAGGAAGCCUUAAACCUACUCUUCUUAGGGGACACCAACAGAAUGAUUGCUGAGACACCAAUGAAUCAAGCCUCAAGCCGGUCUCACUGCAUUUUCACUAUUCACAUCUGCAGCAAGGAACCUGGAUCUGCAACUGUCCGACGCUCCAAGCUGCAUUUAGUAGACCUUGCUGGAUCAGAGCGUGUUGCAAAGACUGGAAUUGGAGGUCACUUACUGACAGAAGCCAAAUAUAUCAACCUGUCAUUACAUUAUUUGGAGCAGGUAAUAAUUGCUCUUGCAGAGAAAAACCGGUCCCACAUUCCUUACCGAAACUCUAUGAUGACCUCAGUGCUAAGAGACAGCCUGGGAGGAAACUGCAUGACUACCAUGAUAGCAACACUUGCUAUGGACAAAAGAAACAUAGAUGAAUCUAUAUCAACCUGCAGAUUUGCACAGCGAGUUGCUCUUAUUAAAAAUGAAGCAGUUCUUAAUGAAGAAAUUGACCCCAGAUUGAUGAUUAUCCAGCUGAAAAAGGAGAUCCAGGAUUUGAAGGAUGAGUUGAUGCUGGUGACUGGCAAGCAAAGAACAUCAGAGCUUUCCCAAGAAGAGCUAUUUCAGUUGGAUGAGUUAAUUGAAACAUUUCUCAAAGAUAAUGAUCCUGACAGCUCUCUAGAUGUUGGUGCUGACAUGCGCAAGAUCAAGUAUUGCUUCGUUCAUAUGAAGCAAAUUAUAAAUCAUCCAGUGACUUCAGGUAAAAAACUGCUCUCACAAGACACCUCUGAAGAAAAAAACAGUAAUGAAGAACUGGAAAAAUUGAAAGGAGUUCUGCAACAAAGAGACAAUGAAAUCAAUAUUCUGGUAACUAUGCUAAAAAAAGAAAAAAAGAAAGCACGAGAUGCUCUUUCCCAGCUUAAUGCCACCUCUGCUGGUUCUUCAGUCUUGGAGCAGUCUCCUUCUAUGAGCUUGGAAGAAAGUCAGAGUCCAUCUAGAUGUUUUAGUCUGAAAGAGGCAGAAGUCUUCAGCUCUUCUGUUCCUAGACUACCUUCUCUUUCCAGAGCAACAGGAGGAAAGAUGUCACUUGGACGUCAGGAAGCUUUUGAAGUUUUCAAGCGGGACCAUGCUGACAGUAUAACCAUUGAGGACAACAAACAGCUUCUGAAGCAGAGGUUUGAUGAAGCUAAAUGCCUUGGAGAGAAAUUAAAUGAAGUGAGAAACAAAAUAAACCAUUUGAAAGGAAAGAUAAUCCAGAGGCAGAUUCAGAGAGCAGCUCUAGCUGUUUCAAACCCUUCUGAAGGACGAACCUUUGAUCCAGCAGAAGAGAAUCUCCGAAUGCAAAUUGAAGAAGAAAAAAAAAGCUAUAAAAUAGUGUACAGUCGCUUCAAAGGGCUGAAGGUAGAGAUUGAGCACCUGCAGCUUCUUAUGGAAAAAGUGAAGAUGAAGCUGCAAAAAGACUUUGAAGCCUGGUGGUCUGAAGAGGCAAAAAAAUUCCAGGAAAAGCCAGAGAUGGUUGCCUCACCAAAUACUGCCACUGUUUAUCCACAGUUUAUCAGAUCCUCACAGCAUCUAUCACCCAACAGUUUUUCAGACACCAGCAGAGACAGCCCUUAUGAAGAUGCAGCUGUGAAAAACAAUUCAAUCACUUCUGGUAACCCAACUUUAAAAACAAGGAGCUCACCAAAUUCAAGUACAUCUAUUCCUCUGACUGGAGACAGCCAGGCUGAUGCUGACAUCCUAGCAUUCAUUAAAGCAAGACAGAACAUCCUGCAAAAGAAAGGCUUGGGCAACAAAUGAAGUUCUUGUCACAGUCCACUAUUUCCUUUUAGAAACAGUCAAAGACUUUUAUUCUUUCCCUUCCUCUUCUGUUUAGAAACAGGUACAAGUAAGUACUUCAGAUGUACAGGUUUAAUUGGUAAGGGUAUAUAAAUUGUCUUUGACAGCAAAAUCCAUUUCUCUGACAACAGAUAUUUGAGUAUUGCACUCAGUAUCUUCACCCUGCAUUAAGAUUAACAAAACUGAAACAUCUAAUCAGGAGUUUGCAAACAUAUUUGUUAAUGAGAAUUCGUACAUUUCUAAAUUUUAAAAUUAUCUCAUGUAUUAAUGCUCUUAUGCAUCUUUAAUCUGGGAAGGGCUUAUUAGUACUGAUAGGGUUUUUUACAUCGAUUCGCAUAAGGCUUUGUUAAUUAUCCCUAUUGACCAUCAAGAGACAUCGAUUCAUUAUCAUUCAUUAUCAUCCAUAUCAGAUUAUUAGAAUACUGAGAUUGCAUUGUAAUAUAAAAACAAAUGCAUUUUAGGAAGUAAUUCUAGAGUUCAAAAUUUCCCAACUGUUUUCUUUGUAUUUUAAUAGAUUAAAUGUUGUGCAGAAUGGAUUAAAUGUUGUGCAAAAUGCACACCCUCCCAAAAUACAGGUUUCAGAAGAAACAAUUAUACAUAAUAGGCUUUAAAUAAAACAAGGCAAAUACUUCUGAAAAACCAACGAGAUAUGAAAAUUUAAAUGUAAUUUUAUCUUAAAUACAAUGUAAUUUCACUAUUGACUUGGUACUAUUUUAUUGCAUAAUAUCCAGUAAUGAAACAAUUUGUUUUAGACAUCAAAUUAAAAUAAAAAAUGCAAUGCAAAGUACAGUCUUUGAGAUAUGCACACUACAUUGAAGCUGUCACUUUUCAUGCUAGUGAUAAUCUUAUAGUCAUGCAUUUAGAAGCAUAUGGGCUGUUCACAUAAAAAUAAAACAAUAUACUGGCAAAAGUCACAUAUUCUCAAGGAUGUAUAUUUCUUUAUAAGCGUGCUGAUACUUAAUUCUUUGUCAAAUUCAUAAUUAUAGAGAAGUACAUGGUGAAUUUCUGUGUUCAAACCUACA
This is a messenger RNA of Ficedula albicollis (Collared flycatcher), 3009 nucleotides long. RefSeq names its product kinesin family member 6 (gene KIF6). Bases 89 to 1948 code for a protein of 619 amino acids. The record is from RefSeq and is a predicted model, not a curated record. The transcript is spliced from 18 exons. Gene Ontology annotation, molecular function: ATP binding; microtubule motor activity; microtubule binding. NCBI's taxonomy places the organism in Eukaryota, Metazoa, Chordata, Aves, Passeriformes, Muscicapidae. Gene Ontology annotation, biological process: microtubule-based movement.